GACCACAUUACAAAAAUCCAAUAUGGAUGUUACUAAGGUUUGUACAAGUUUAGAAGCAGCAUCUUCGUUCGAAAUAUCGUUAUUUAUCGAUUAUAACACCUGUGAUGCUUCGAAGAACAAUAUAUUGGAGAUACCGAAUGAUACGUUGCUUCGACUGCAGUACCUAAAUAUAAUUAUACUGGACUUUAACAACCUUACAUCCUUGCCUAAGUUUCCAAAAGGAAUCAGGGUCAUAUCGGCUAAUUACAACAGUAUACAAUCAAUUGAUGGAGCUUUUGAUGACCUAUCUGCUCUUGUUAGGGUGGGCCUAGAUGGUAAUAAUGUGACAUUCAUCAAUAACAGAACCUUUAAAGACACAAUGGAUUUAAGGGAGUUAAAAAUUUCGAGCAACAAGAUCAAGUAUAUACAACCUAACACCUUUAAAACAAUUAAAAAUUUAACUAGCAUCUGGAUAAGAAGUAACAACUUGGAUACGAUAGAGAAAAACACGUUUGCAUUGCAUGGUUCCAUCAGUUGUUCAUUAUAUGUGGACCACAUCGGCAUUAAGGAAAUUAAAACAGGAAGUUUCAGAAAUAUUGGAUUCAUGUCUAAGGUAUCUUUAGGUUUCAACUCAAUUAAGCACCUUCCACCGAGGUUUAUUAACUCAAGUUAUUUACUCCAGUUAUAUUUAUCGUGCAAUAAAUUGCAGCAUAUUGACCCUGAGGCAUUUGCUGAGGUGGGAAAGAUAAUGGUGUUGAGAUUGGAUAAUAACUUAAUUAAAGAAAUUCCACUGGCUGUAUAUAAUCUCAACGUAACGGGUUUGUUAAUCAUAAGCAUGAACUUUAUUGACCUGAGCUCAUAUGCCAACAGAAGCGUAUUGGCCCACUCGCCGCAAAAACUCAUUAUAGCAAAAAAUGAAAUACAAUCAAUUUCAAGAAAUCAUUUUAAUGGAUUGCAAUCUCUGGAACAGAUACUUAUUUACCUGAAUAGGAUAUCAUAUAUAGAAGAUAGAUCUUUCAGUGGAACCAGUCUCACGUAUUUAUAUAUCUAUGGAAAUAAUCUCCAGAAAAUUACAAGUGAAAUGUUCAAAGUAGACAUUGGUUCACUUCAAUAUCUUUAUCUAUUUAAUAAUCCGAUUGAAGACAUGGAACAAGGCACAUUGUCUUAUCUGGCACCGAAAUCAACAGUGUAUCUGGACUGUGGAAAUCUCGAGUAUAUCCCGUCGAAGAUAGCAGAACACACAAAUGCAAUAUGUGUCACUAAUAAGACUGUACUCGAUUUCAAAGUUGAUUAUUUUUCAAGACUAUAUUUAUUUGGAAUGACGUGCACUGGCCCAACAUGCCAGCCUUGCGGUCUUGGUUCAUACGGGAAGCUUUCAGGAUCAGGUUGUUACACUUGUCCAGCAGGUGGUUUCUACCAAGACAAUCGUGGAUAUGUCGAAAAUGGUAAUUACACAACCGAUUGUAAACGAUGUAUAAAUGGAACAUUUUCACCACGUCCUGGAGGUACCUCAAUAUUCGCUUGUCAGUCAUGUCCACCGGGAACCAAUACAGAUGAAAUGGCAGAACUUGAUGCAUGUCCAUGUCUAAAUAACUUCUAUCGCACUUACCGUUACGGCGCAUGUAAGUCGUGCCCUGAAGGCGUCGACUGCACCGGUGGUUACCAAACAUUGAGCAAGGGCUACGGGUGGUCGUGGAAUUUUACACGUUAUCCCAAUCGUUUAGAUGAGUACAGACGAUUUGUCCAUAACUUUACUACUUCCAAUUUCAAUCUUUCUGAACCUAAUACUUUAAACGACACAGUGUACACUGGAGAUUUCCCGGUGGCCCACAAGUGUCCACGAAGUGAGAGUUGCCUUGGUGGAAUCGAAGCAAAGUGCUCGGAAGGUUAUUCUGUUAAUGUUUGGCUAUGUGCUGAGUGUAGUGACCAUUAUUACGAAUUAUUCGACAAGUGUUACGAAUGUCAGGAUAAACAAAUAAUAAUAAUUGUUAUGAUAUUGGUAAUUUUUCUGCUCUUAUGUGUUUCGUACUUCGUGUGGAGACUGGAUAAAAGAAGAGGCGAGACAAUACGCAACGACUCUUUCGUGAUUCAUCUCAAAAUUGCCAUCAAUUUCUAUCAGGUGCUGGGCAUUCUGUCUGAAGUUAAUGAAAUACAUUGGCCAGAUUCGUUUAAAUCUGUUGGAGAGAGUGUCCAAUAUCUCGAUGUAAUACGUUAUGUCAAUAUUCUUAGCCCAAGGUGUAUUUUUCCUGGAGUUUGGAAUGCUUAUACAUUUUUGUAUAUUGCCAUUGCAACACCAUUCACUAUUAUUGUGUCAACAUCUAUCAUCUUCCUCAUCUGGCAUCUUUACAAAAGAAACAAAGAGGAUCACUCUGUGCAUCGCUUAACAGACACAUUCUUGGCGAUUACAAUGAUGUUGCUGUAUUUAACCUAUGCCAACACUUGCUUAAACAUAUUGGCGGUCGGACCGUGGUCAGUUCGUACGUUUAAUGUUACAGAGGAUGGUGAUAAAAAACGAGUGUUAACUUCUGACUACUCUAUCGAUAUCGAUGAAUCUAAUGGUUCAAAAUACGAGACUAACAAGAACAUCGUUUAUGGAUCGUUGGUGUAUGUUAUUGGUUUUCCACUUGCUAUUAUUCUGAUAUUGUACCGUAUGUACAAACGUCAUGGUGAACGAUCUGGUACCAUGGGAAUGAGGAUCUUCUGCAAGCAAUAUAGUUCCAAGUUUUGGUACUGGGAGGUAAUUGAUAUGUACAACAAGGCUAUACUCGCCCUCAUCGCUAACUUCAAGGACGACCAGCCCUCCAACAUGUCAUAUUCCCUCUUCAUCACGGUCAUCCUCAUCUGUCUCUUAUACACAUCUAGAUGUGUAUAA
Molecule: messenger RNA, 2851 nt
Organism: Anneissia japonica
Lineage: Eukaryota; Metazoa; Echinodermata; Crinoidea; Comatulida; Comatulidae
Exons: 18
Coding region: 23-2851 (942 amino acids)
Cellular component (GO): extracellular matrix
Molecular function (GO): protein binding
Source: RefSeq, a predicted model, not a curated record